Physcomitrium patens is the source of this 3696-nucleotide messenger RNA. Its product is annotated as U-box domain-containing protein 4. Gene Ontology annotation, biological process: protein ubiquitination. Lineage: Eukaryota; Viridiplantae; Streptophyta; Bryopsida; Funariales; Funariaceae. The record is from RefSeq and is a predicted model, not a curated record. Gene Ontology annotation, molecular function: protein binding; ubiquitin-protein transferase activity.
CCCAGCAGCCCAUUCUCGGUCGGCAACAUGGGCAUCAGGGAUGAUGGCUUCGGAAGCGUGUCUCCGUCGGCCGGGCCAUCUUUCCGUCGUCGCCUUGUUCGCAACCAGGCCGCCUCACAGCAACGCGUUUGAAGCUGUCUGCAAUCCGAUCACUCGGGAUCCCCUGCCUCUCUUGUUCGUUCGCUCGCUCGCUUGCUGAAACCCAGAGAAGUGGUUAGUCAGACCAACAGACUGAUACUCGGGACAAGAAAAGAGAGCGAGAGCGAAGUAGAAGUGUGCGUGUGUGUGAGAGAGAGAGAGAGAGCUUUGGGGGGAGCGAGUGAGAGUGAUCGUGGAGGGCGAGGUCGAUGUAUGGAGUACUGAUGAGUGGAGGAAUCUGAAGAGGGUGGGCGAGUGUGAAGUUUGGGGAGCCCUGGAGGAACUCACAGAAACUGCUUUAGUCCAUGGAGAGCUCUGCCUCACGAGCGCCACUUCUACGUUUGCGGAUCCACAGGAACAAUAGCCAUGGCAAUCUGGUCGUCAACCAGCACCACAGCGCGCUUGCAGAUGUCAUUGACAAGGCCGUGGUGGUAGGGGAGCGCGCUGCAUUCCAGCGCUCCAACUGUGUGACGCUCGUGGAGCGACUGAGGCGCUUGCGGCCUUUGGUGGAUGAGGUGCUGGACUCCAAGACGCCGGUGGUUGGGUUUCGGUUCGACAAUGUUGAGGAUGCGGUGGUUAAAGCCAAGGAGCUGCUGGAGCGGUGCGGGCCCGAUGGCAGCCGGGUUUACAUGAAUCUCCGCACUCAAAGAUUGCUGAGCAGGUUCGAGGACGUGACCUUGGAGAUCGAUCGGUCGCUGAACAGCUUGCCUAUGGUGUUCCUGCGAGUUUCAGAUCACAUUCGUUCACAGGUGGAUCUCGUGACUCGUGAGUUAAGAAGAUCGAGGUAUUUCGCAGAACCUGCGGAGGAGCGUGUCGGGGAGAAUAUAGAAACCCUUCUGAGAGAGCAGAGGGAAGGAUCGAGACCCAGAAGGGAAACAUUGGAGAGGGUUGCGGAGAAGCUCCAUCUGCGAUCGAAGGAGAACAUCGCUCAAGAGUUACAGGCUUUGACUAAAGAGAGAGAGGAAGCAGGGGCGCAGGAGGACAAAUCAGAGGAGGAACUGAUCAGACGAUUACUGCAGUUGGUGAAGCAAAUGGAGGGUUUGUUGGAGGGGGCAGCGACAGAAGGGCUGGAAAUUCCCGCCGAUUUCCGAUGCCCUCUCUCUGGGGAAUUGAUGUCAGAUCCAGUGAUCUUGGCGUCCGGUCAGACGUACGAAAGGAUAUACAUCCAGCAUUGGCUGAACGAAGGGCAUUCGCGGUGCCCAAAAACUCACCAGAAGCUGUCUCGCAGGAAUCUAAUUCCGAAUUACACGGUGAAAGCUCUGAUAGCCAACUGGUGCGAGACGCACGGUGUGCCCGUUCCGAGACCUGUGCAGCUGAAUGUUCACUUAAACAGCCUGCAGCCGCCAUCUCCCGGUGCAGCGGGGAGGUCAGAUUCAGAUUCGGAGUUGUCCAGUCCGGCGGCCUUGACGCUUAGGUCUGCCAAAGGGUUUACUUUGGGAUCGUCACUGCGCGGGUCAGGUAGGGUGAGGUCUGCUGCGUCGCGGCUGAACAAUGCUUGUGGGUCCGGGGAGUUGGGAGACAGGGUGAGGAGCGUGAGUCUUGGAGGGGACGAGGGUGAGCCUUCCCAGAGCGGUCGGUGCCCUUCGACUGCAGAUUCCGGUGAAUUGGCAGGGCAAAACUCACUAGGUCGAUCCCCAAGCGGCCUUUUGAUUGAUCAACAUCCUUCGCGUUCGCAUUCUCGGACGGGAUCGAAUUGUAGUGUUGCUUCAAGGGCGGAGGAUGAGUCUGUAGCGCCCAGCUCACUGUUUCCUGUUUCUCCAGUAGACCCCUUCAAAGUGGCCCAGGAGAGGUACCCGGACACUCCGGACAUUGCCGCGCACGUGGAUGGACAUACGAUGUCGAGCAACGGAAGCGGUUCGUUCAGCCAGGGUGGCAGUGGUGUGUUUAUCGAGGAGCCGGAGUCUCCGGCCAGGCUUCCAGAGAGACCAUCGUUUGGGCGACGUGGGGUGGACAGGGAUAGCUGUUUGCCUCGGAUUAUUUCUGACAACACUUCCGGAGGCACUGCUCAAUCAGACGUGGAAAGGUGGGUGCUGGACCUGCAAUCGCCUGACACUGAAACGCAGCGACAGGCGGCUUGCGAGUUGCGGAUGCUGGCGAAACACAACAUGGAGAAUCGCGUGACUAUAGCCAAUGCGGGAGCAAUCGAACCGCUGGUUGCGUUGUUGAGCUCCGUAGACGCGAAGACUCAGGAGAAUGCAGUGACGGCAUUGUUGAAUCUUUCGAUCAACGACAAUAACAAGUCCGAAAUAGCUCGAGCCGGAGCGAUAGGACCUCUUGUAAAUGUGCUGCGGGUGGGAAAUGCAGAGGCGAUGGAGAACGCGGCUGCGACAUUGUUCAGUUUGUCGGUGAUGGAUGAUAACAACGUGACGAUAGGUGCGUCUGGUGCCGUUCCUCCGUUGGUUCAUCUUCUGAUCAAUGGUAGUCCUCGGGGUAAGAAGGAUGCUGCUACGGCCCUUUUUAAUCUAUCUAUUCACCAUGAAAACAAACGACGGAUCGUCGAAGCUGGGGCCAUAAGACCGUUGGUGGAACUGAUGGCGGACCCGGCAGCAGGAAUGGUAGAUAAAGCAGUAGCGGUAUUGGCGAAUUUGGCGACGUUUUCGGAAGGGAGGCAGGCAAUCGGCGAACAUCAGGGUAUUCCUGCACUGGUGGAGGUGGUGGAAGCCGGAUCGCAAAAGGGAAAGGAAAACGCGGCUGCUGCUUUGCUUCAGCUGUGUACGAAUAGCCACAGGCACCGCGCGUUGGUCUUGCAAGAAGGAGCAAUUCCUCCACUGGUGGCUUUGUCACAAUCGGGCACUCCUCGUGCCAAGGAGAAGGCCUCGGCUCUACUGCGUCACUUUCGGGAGCAACGACACGGUGGGAUGGGUGGGCGGUCCAACCCGGAUAGACACAUGGCAGGAUACUAUUGAUUUCCUCCCUGAAGAGGCGGCUUCGAAGUAGUUGAUCGAUGCGCAGAAUAGGCAGAGAUGAGGAGUCAUUCUCUGCACAUCUCUUUAUCUACGAUGACGUUGUGCCGCGGAUGUGGCUUCUUCCCAUCGGACUGCCGGGAAUGGGGACAGGGCGGAUGGAGAGGGGACAAAUGCGGGAUUUGUGUGUUCCGGCUUCGCACGAGCAGUUCAAACAUUGUGCGUGCGUUUGAUACGAAGCCUGUUACACUCGCUUCAGCAGUUGUGUAGAGUGUAGGUUCAUUUGUGGCUAAGGUAGGAGGUUCCGAUGCGCGGUAAGUUCUCCGGGUAUACCAGCUAUGGGCAACUCUCUGGGGCAUUGUAGCUGUUGCAUUUCGGAUAUUGGGAACAUUGCAUUUUUCAAUUAGCCGAUUUACGUAAAAGAAUUUUCGGAGUCCGUGGGUGGAGACUAUUGUAAUUUUUUCCGUCAAAAGUUUUAGUCGUGAGGUGGUCUUGGAGGGAAGGACCGGAGUGGAGUAGUGGAAGUCUAUCUUGUAAUGAGAACAUUUAAUUUGGAUGACCCACAUUUGGGGGCUGCAGGUUUAGCCAUGACACGAAGAUUGCUGUAUAUUGGAUAUUUAUUUUUUAAUUCCUCGAUUCAUGAGACGUUUUCUUA